AUGCUUUUGGAAUCUCUCCAGUCUGGAAAGCAAAUUUAUCAUUUUCCACAGCAGGGGGAUACAGAAAAUCUUGCAAAAUAUAUUUACUCUUUCAUUAGCAACUACAAAGCUACCAUCAAGAAAAACAACCAGAUUUUGUCGAGUUCCUCCGAUAAAGAUGACGACGUUGAGUUUCGCGAUCAAGGAUUCACGCGGCCAGUUGUUCUUGUGUUGGCUCCAUUUCGAAACUCGGCCUUUGAACUGGUCAACUCUUUAAUUGAGACCUCAUCUAUUAAGACUAUCCAGUCGCGUAAACGUUUCCUAGCUGAAUUUGGUCCUGGUGAGCAGGAGCAGAGACAAGAACAAGACUUGUUAACAGAAGACGACAGCACUAGUUGCGAAAAACGUGCUUCUUUGGGUUCUUACAAAAAACCCCCAGAUGGUGAGACUGUCCAUUCUGACAGCGAUAUGACUGCCUCCGUCAGCGAAUCAGACAGCGACCUCAUCAGCGAGUCAACGGCCCCCAUCAAAAGGAAGCUUCCAGAAUCACCUUUCAAAGGAAAUGUUGACGAUCAUUUUCGUUUGGGCAUCCGCAUUGGGUCUCGAUCGAUUUCUCUAUACGAAAAGUUCUAUGGCUCGGAUUUAAUUAUUGCGUCGCCUCUUUCCCUACGUAUCCUUAUCGGCUCAAAAGGUGAUACCUCAAUGAAGCAUGAUCACGAUUUUCUUUCCUCGCUUCGUCUGUUGAUCAUCUUGGAGGCAGAUGUCAUCAACAUGCAAAAUUGGGACCAUUUGCUGCACGUCCAUGAACAUAUCAAUCUUAUCCCGACAAAGAGCUAUGCGUGCGACUUUUCACGCAUCCACCCACUGCUUUUGGAUGGAAAGGGAAAGGAGGCUCUGCAAACUUUGAUAAGCACCAAAUAUGCGACUCCGGAAAUCAAUUCCUUCUGGAGAGCCCUACCAAAAGAAAAAAUCGGCUCGACAAUCACAGCCUCUCCCUCUAUCAACACAUCUAUGCCGCCAAAAUGGACCGCUGGCUGCAAGCUGGCAAUUAACUUUUUUUUGAAACGCUCGGAAGAUUCCGUCAACACGAUAUCUUAUUUUGAUAGCGAAGUUCUAUCUGCCAUUGCCAAGAUGAAGGGAAAUCCCCAUCCCCAGCGCAUUUGUAUUUAUGUACCCUCGUAUUUGGACUAUGUACAAAUAAAAGCGAAGCUCCAGGAGAGAGGUGAUAUUGCGUUCAAGGCCGUUUCGGAUUACUCGUCAGACGGCGAGAUUAUAGGCGCCAGAUCUUCGUUCUUCAAUCGUCACACGCGUGUUCUUCUGCUCUCCGAAAGGCUGCUGUAUUUCAAGCGACUUCUUUUUCGUGGAAUCGAGCAGUUGAUCUUCUUUGGCCCCCCGACUGACCCUUCUCUUUAUGACCAUCUGGUUCACUACUGCAUGCCGAUUGACAAUGGCGGCACAAAUUGCCAAGUGCCAACCGUGUCCAUGUAUGUCAACAUGCCCGAGGAUGCAUUGGCGCUUGAGCGGCUAGUCGGUCCCGAGCCUAUAGCUGCGCAUUAUGGACCAUCUGCCCUGAAUAGAAUGCUUGUCGAGCGAUGA
Molecule: messenger RNA, 1575 nt
Organism: Mitosporidium daphniae
Lineage: Eukaryota; Fungi; Microsporidia
Product: U3 associated protein Utp25
Exons: 1
Coding region: 1-1575 (524 amino acids)
Biological process (GO): maturation of SSU-rRNA from tricistronic rRNA transcript (SSU-rRNA, 5.8S rRNA, LSU-rRNA)
Cellular component (GO): small-subunit processome; nucleolus
Molecular function (GO): rRNA binding; U3 snoRNA binding
Source: RefSeq, a predicted model, not a curated record